Messenger RNA from Aedes aegypti (yellow fever mosquito), 5563 nucleotides. RefSeq lists its product as uncharacterized. Gene Ontology annotation, cellular component: nucleus. The record is from RefSeq and is a predicted model, not a curated record. Gene Ontology annotation, biological process: regulation of DNA-templated transcription; chromatin remodeling. Gene Ontology annotation, molecular function: DNA-binding transcription factor activity, RNA polymerase II-specific; histone H3K36 demethylase activity; histone H3K9 demethylase activity. The coding region runs from base 437 to 4963 and encodes 1508 amino acids. The transcript is spliced from 9 exons. NCBI's taxonomy places the organism in Eukaryota, Metazoa, Arthropoda, Insecta, Diptera, Culicidae.
CGAAUCGCCAUCGCCGAACUGCAGUUCAGAUUAGAGGAAAAAUCUCUCGCGUUCGGUUGUAGGUACAAAACCCUACGUUUUUUCGUCAUGUUGUGCUAGGCGAAAGUUUUUGUGCAGUGAAACGUUUGUAGAAAAUUAUGUGUAAAACCUAGAAUUAGCACCAAUUUGUGUUAAUUUAUGUCAAGAAAUAUGGAUUAAGACGUGAAGUUCUUGUUUUACGUGUCAAAAAACAGUGAAGAAAUGAUCGUGUACUAGUUUCCUGAAGCAGCCGAUAACAGCUACGAGCUCGGUUGCAAUCGAAAAAGCUAGCUAGCCAGAAAGUGAAAAACCCGAAGAGUGUAACUGUGAAGUUUUGAAAUUAACAGUGAAAAUAGUAUAAAAACGUGCGUGAAAUAGCUUGCGCUGUUGUCGAUUUAGACGCGAAUAAUUAUAAAAAAUGGGUGAGGUGAAAAUACAAGUGUUUCGGCCAACGUGGGAGGAGUUCAAGGAUUUCCCGAAGUACAUCGAAUACAUUGAGUCCCAGGGCGCGCAUCGGGCAGGAUUGGCCAAGAUAAUACCACCACCGGAAUGGAAGCCUAGAAAAAAGGGCUAUGAUCUCGACGGACUCAAUCUUACUAUCCCGGCACCUAUUUGCCAGGUUGUUGCAGGGAAGCAAGGCCUCUAUCAACAGAUCAAUAUCCAGAAAGGAUCGCUCACAGUGAAGCAAUUUGCUGAGCUUGCCAAUACUGAAAGAUAUGCUACACCGAAACACUUUGAUUUCGAGGACUUGGAACGGAAGUACUGGAAAAAUAUCACAUACGUUGCACCAAUAUACGGCGCUGAUGUUUGCGGAAGUAUAACGGACGAUGAUUGUAAUAUUUGGAACAUAAAUCGUCUUGGGACGAUCCUGGAUUACGUCAACCAAGAUUAUGGCAUCUCGAUCGAUGGAGUUAACACGGCUUAUCUCUAUUUUGGCAUGUGGAAGACAACGUUUGCAUGGCACACAGAAGACAUGGAUUUGUACUCGAUUAAUUAUUUGCAUUUCGGUGCACCUAAAACGUGGUACGCAGUCCCUCCUGAACACGGUCGCAAACUGGAGAAGUUGGCAAACAGUUGCUUCCCGGCGAGUUUCCAGACAUGUGCAGCUUACUUGCGCCACAAAAUGACCCUCAUCAGUCCACAGAUUUUGAAGCAGCAUAACAUCCCAUUCGAUAAAAUAACACAGGAGGAAAAUGAAAUCAUGAUUACAUUUCCUUUUGGGUAUCAUGCUGGCUUCAACCAUGGAUUCAACUGCGCGGAAUCAACCAACUUUGCGUUACCUCGUUGGAUCGAGUAUGGAAAAAGAGCUACUCAGUGCUACUGUAGCUCCGAUAUGGUCAAAAUCUCGAUGGAUACAUUCGUCAAGCGCUUCCAACCGGAUAAGUACGAGGCUUGGAUGAAUGGAACUGAUUUUGGGCCACAUCCCGAAGACCCAUCACACAUAGUGGGGCCGCCGCCACGUGUUAUAGAUUGUGAUAAAGAUGAGGGCAUUGAAUCGUUCACGGAGGAAGGGGAGCACACCCCUAUGAAGAAAGCAUGCAAUAUUGCAACUAAAAACAUACGAAAAAUGUCGUUCAAAGAAAAAAAUCCGGAUUUGGAUUUGAAUGAUAUUCAAAACAAUCCACACAUUCCCGACGAUGUGAAGAUGGUCCUGAGCGGUGCACUGGUAGCAGAUGAUGUAGAUGAUGAUAUUGAGGAUGUGUCACCAAACAAAUCGGAUGCUGGCUCAGAUAGCUUUAAAUCUUCUUCCUACGAUCCGUUCGACUCCGAGGACGAUGACGAUGAAGAGUUCAGCUCAAAGAGCAAGAAACGAAAGAAGAAGAGGGCAGGCAGUGACUAUGACGACGAUUGGUAUUCGUCUCAAGGUAGAUCUUCUAGACGAGUGUCUUCGCCUAGAAAACGACUGUCCAGAGAGCAACAGGCUGCCAAGGCUGAGCGAGAAAAACAACGUUCGGAUCGUCGGGCCAAGCUAGAAGAAAAACGCAAACGUCGAGAAGAGGAGAAGAAAGUGCGCGAUGAAGAGCGCGAACGAGAACGUAAUCAACGGAUGGAGAAAAAGGAACGAGAACGUCUGGAAAAGAAAGAACAGCGUGAAAGAAACGUGUCGGAUUCGAAAAAGAAAGCGUUGGAUAGGAUAAAAGAUCGAAUGAGCAAUGGAAAUAAGUCGCCUAAAAAGCCAGCCAACGGCGCCUCGCCAGCGAUGAAAAAGAUUAAGAGCCAACUGAUGAAAGAGCUCCCACCGCAGUUGAAAAUGUUGGAGCCCCACAAAAAGUUCGAAGGAACAGAUGACAUUAAACAGGAAAUCGAACCAGCUGAAACAAAAAUGGAGGAAGAUUUUGAAACUAUGAGCAAAAAAAUUAAAACUGAGCUAUCCGAUGAGCUGGACAGCGGCUUAGACAUUAAACCAGAAUCUAUAGACAUUAAAAAUGUCAAUGAUGUCCCCUAUGUCAGUGAGAUCAAAUCCGAACCCAACGGAGAGUUGCCGUGUGAGAUCAAGUCUGAACCAAACGAUGAUAUGACCGGAGAGAUCAAAUCCGAACCCAAUGAGGAAUUCCCGUGUCAGAUCAAGAAGGAACCUAACGAGAAACAAAAGUUGUCUAUGGAACAGCUUAUGGCACAACGGGCCAGGUUUCGCCGAAAGCGAACUCCUUACAAUCGUCAUCAGUUACUAGAACUAGAGAAACAUUUUGCAGAGCAACAGUUUGUCAACUUCAAACAACGUGUCGCAAUAGCAGAAGGUCUUGAGCUGACUGAAAGACAGGUUAAAGUGUGGUUCCAGAACAGAAGGGCAAAGGACAAACGAAUAGAAGCCGGCCUCGCAUCGCCAUGGACUCAAUCAAGAUGGGCUACUGGGGCUGCUGGUAAUAUCAUUCCUAGUUUUCGUAAAUCGAUUGAUAAAUCAAAUGCAAAAACCUCAGUAGAAAGUGUGGAGAUAAAGAAAGAAGAAGGCGAAGAAAUAAAGAAGGAAGAUGCGGAUGCCGACGUAGUCAUUGUAGACAAGUCUAACAGGCCAGAAAAAAUGCGUCAAAAACGUACUAAUUUUACAACCGAGCAGCUUGAACUACUGGAAAAAGAAUUCACGGAAAAAAAGUACCUCAACUUCCUCGAGCGGUGUCAACUGGCUUCUGAGCUGAAGCUCAGUGAACAACAGGUACAAGUAUGGUUCCAAAACCGGCGAUCGAGGUGGAAAAAGCUGACCUCUGAAGCUGACAGUCCCGAAAGUAACAAGUACGUAAGCCUCCGUGGAUCGUAUGAUAAUGCGCCAGUCAAAAUUAAAGAUGAGCCCGAGUGGGAUGAAAACGAACCCUUGGAUUAUUCUGGCUUGCAACCGAUCAGUAACAAUUCUCCAGUACUGCACCAACUGAAAGCAGAUCCUAGCCAGAUUAUAGAUCAGCCGGUUAUCGAAAGAUCAGAACUUGAAAUGAUAAGUGAUGCUAUUCGGGCCUUAUCCGGUGCUGAUGAUGAUCUUCAUCGUAGUGAGAACGAGUAUAAUAAUAGUGUUCCGCCGCUUGGACCGGUAAAGUUAGAGCCAACUUCGCCGUUAGAUAAGUCUCCCGAGUAUCCUCCAUUUUAUUCGCGGGCAGAUCAGCCCGUUGAUCCUGAUAUUAUGGACCUAUCGAUUUCUACAAGAACGGCACCAUUGAAACAAACAGAAACACAUCAGCGCUCACCUAACAGCGUUCCCAAUAUGGUACAAGAGAAUGAUAUAAAAAUCGAAAACAAUUCGAUUGACCAUAAAAUUACAGAAGAAACAGAAGAAAUGGAUACAACAGAUACUACGAAUUGUGCAGAACCUGAAACUAAAUUCCAAGCUGAUGAAACUAAGCAAAUUGUGGAUGAUUUGCUAAACGAUACUAAAUGUGAGAAAGAAAAGAUCUCAUCUGUCGACAGUCCUGAUACAUCACAAGUUGCCAUGAAAAUUGAAAACGGUACAGCUGUUACUUUCAAGGAAAUAUGUGCUCCCGAAAUCGCUGCAGACUGUACUAUGUCUGAGCCAAUGGACAGCCAAUCUCAAGAGCCCAUGGACACCGAGAAGUCUUCAAAUAAUAUGGAUGGAGACAUUAGUGCAUCUGUUAUCGAUUCUGCUGCAACGCAAUCCGUUCCAAUAAAAGUCGAAAAAGAACUUACUGAUGCUGUUAGUGAAAGUUCUACGGGUACAACUGAUCAAGAACCCAUGGAUAUUCAAAAUGAUCUGCGUAAUAAUGUUGAAGUCGAUGAAAAACUAUCAACAGGUUCGUCACUUUAUAAACUAAUUGAAGAUGUCGAAAAACUUCAAGACGGUAGAUGUAGUCCAACGUCAAACAUAGGAACUGAGACUAAAACUAAGGAAAUUGAACCUACGAAUACUGCAGGAAGUAUAACAUCUGAAGUAGAUAAAUUAAAUGAUUCCUGUACUGAACUAGAUACUGAAACCAAAAUGGCAAGUAAAGAUAUCCGUGAUGAAUCACUAGACAAAGAACAAGAAUCAUUGGAUAAAAAACAAGAAAGUAGCAAUUGUAAUUCGACAUCUGAUAAAACCGUUCCUACGGCAAACGAUCUCAAAAGCAUAGACGAGAAAUCAACCACAGAAGAUAAAAUAAGUCCUGGCGAUGAUUUACUCAUCAGUUCAGCUGUGCAGUGUUCUGAUAAUGCUGACUUAGUGUCUGUUCCGGUAACAGCCGAUGAUUCCCAAAAAGAAACAAGUGAUAUGCAACAAAAACUGGAUAAUGGGGUUCAAGACUGCUUGCCAGACACUAAUUCCGGUACUGCAGACAAAGAGCUUGUAUCUACCACAGAAGUAUCACAAUCAGAUGUAAGCGAACAAACGAAAUCUAUCACAGCAGAAGCCAAAGCUGUCUUGGCGAUAGCAAAUUCAAACGAUAACAACACCGCGAAAAUAGAGUCCACUGAAGAGAAAGCAGCAGCAGUUCCGAUAGAAGAACCAAUGAUCAAAGCUGAAAUAUAAUGAAAGCGACUGAAUGAUUCGAAGACUACUCGGUGUUUGCAAAAACGCAAUAGCAAACUUAAGGAGAAGAGGAAGAUACGUUUAUGUGAUUAGAUUUUUUAUUUUACUAGUUUUAUUUCAGUAUUUUAUAACAUAAAAUAUUUCCUUAUAUUUUUGGAAAUCGUGUUUACAAAAUCGAUCGGUUUUUUUUCUACGAAUAAGUUUAACGCUUGGGAAGCUCAAGCAUUUGGUUAUAUUAGUUUCUCGUUCACUCUAAUACGAGCACGAGCAUUCAUGUGCAACAUUUCUCAUCGCGUAUUAGUGUUUCGUUUGAAAACUAAUGACUUUUAAAGCAAAAUAAAAGAAAUUAUGCAAGUGGUUUUAAAUCGUUUAGUAAAAUAUUGGAAUCGAAUUUAAUUUUUGGAAAAUUAUUCUCUAUCGCUUACAGCAGUCCACAGAACCAGUACGAAAUUAGUGUAAAUGUUCAAUUAAGAUUCGAGAGCCACUUAAUAUAUAAUCAUCACAUUAGAAAUGUUCGUAGUUAUAAGUUUUGAUGUUCGUCGGAACUGAUACAUCACGAUUCACGUAAAUAAAAAAAUAAAACAUACGAUUAUAACGAAA